AUGGAAUUCACAGCAGUAAUCUUCUGCGGCAAAGGGAAGGCAUUAUCACCCUUUUCCCAAAUCCGUUCUACCGGGAUUCCAAAAGCCCUUCUCCCCAUUGCCAAUCGACCAAUGAUCGAAUAUGUAUUAGAGUGGUGUAAUCGAGCCUUUUUCCCUCGAGUGAUUGUCGUGACUUCUGAAGAUGAUCGAGAUGUUAUUAAUGAUGUUGUGGAGAGAUAUCAAUCUAACAAGAGGCAAGAUCGGAAGAAUGCAAGACAAGAGAAUGGAGAAGAUGGGGAUGGUGGACAAGGAGGAGAGGAUGGAGAUGAUGUUGGUGAGAUUGAAGUGGUUGGAUUUGAAACUGAUCAUAGUGGUGCUAUAUUGGCACAUUUGUAUAAGAAUGAACUUUUGAAAGAAAAUGGUCUGGAUUUCGUGAUUUUGCCAUGUGAUUUCGUAACCAAUCUUCCUCCGCAAGUAUUGAUUGAAGCAUACAGGAAUAAGGAUGAUGAAGAUUUAGGUAUUUUAGUUCAUUAUAGAAAUCAAUUUGAUAUUGAAGAUAAGAAAUCAAAAAUCUUCCCGAAGAAUUAUACGAUGUAUCUGGAAUUAGAUAUUAAUGGAGGAAAUAAAUGUAAUUUAUUAGAUAUUUAUCGAAAAGAAGAUAUUGAUUUUCAUAAAUCAAUUCAAAUCCGUACUCAAAUGUGUUGGAGAUAUCCAAACACCACAAUCUCCACCAAAUUAUUAAACUCCACUAUCUUCUUUGGAUCAACUUCCAAAAUCUUUCCCAUCUUCAAUGCCAAUCCUGAAAAAUUCACUGAUCAAUAUUUCAAAUCAAGAUCCAUAACUAAAGUAAUCCGUGAUUUAGCCAGAAGGUCAUGGAAACAUUCCACCCCGAAAGAAAGCGUUGGAUUAUUGAUCGUGCCUUAUCAAGCUACCUUUUUUAGAAGUAACAACUUACCCGUCCUAAUGGAAGCCAAUCGUUAUUUCAUGAAACAGCAAGCAUCUUCCAAGGGCCACCACAACCAACAUCAUCAACAACAAGAUAAAUCAGCUCCUGGGGCAGCACAUGUCGGGAUUGAUUCAUUAGUUGGUGAAAACACCACCCUUGGCGAAAAGACCAAUGUUAAACGUACAGUCAUCGGUAAGGAUUGUGUCAUUGGAAAAAGAGUUAAAUUAACCGGUUGUUUGAUUUUGGAUAAGGUUGUGAUUGAAGAUGAUGUCCAAUUAGAGAAUUGUAUAAUUGGUCAUGAUGUUGUGGUGGGACAUAAAUCGAGAUUAACCAAUUGUAAUGUCGAAUCGACUAAUGAGGUUUCACUGGGGACUCAAUCCAAAGGUGAUACUUUGUUAUGUUUGACUUUGGAAGGAUUGAUUGAUGGAGAGGCUGGUGCACGAGGUGAAGACAAUGGGGAUUCUAGUGCGAUUUAUGAUUCUGAGAGUGAUGAAGAGGAUGAGGAUGACGAAAGUGACGAUGAAACUGAUAGUGAUUUUGAAGAUGAAUAUACUGGAAAUGAAGAUGGAUUGUUUGCUUAUUAA
This is a messenger RNA of Hemisphaericaspora subhashii, 1509 nucleotides long. RefSeq names its product translation initiation factor eIF2B subunit gamma (gene GCD1). Gene Ontology annotation, molecular function: translation initiation factor activity; guanyl-nucleotide exchange factor activity. Gene Ontology annotation, biological process: cytoplasmic translational initiation; biosynthetic process. The transcript has a single exon. The coding region runs from base 1 to 1509 and encodes 502 amino acids. Lineage: Eukaryota; Fungi; Ascomycota; Pichiomycetes; Serinales; Debaryomycetaceae. Gene Ontology annotation, cellular component: guanyl-nucleotide exchange factor complex; eukaryotic translation initiation factor 2B complex. The record is from RefSeq and is a predicted model, not a curated record.